GGUCCGGGUAACUGGUCAGACCGUGUCAACAUUAAUAUGUUGUUCGUUUUGACAAAAUAAGAAGCAAAUACGUCUUACAAGAUAGUGCGAAUAGUUUUUAAAAGUGUAUAAUUUUCUUAUAAUAUAAUAAUAUACCUUACACGUUUGGUUAUAGUCCCUAAGUUUAGUUCUAUCUUCAGUUUUAUUUCGGCGUUUUCAAAGGAAACACAGGCUAAAAGACCGGCCGACAGGCCCAUUUAGGAAAUUAGAAGCCCACUAGUAAAGUGAUUUAUUGCCAGUUAACAUAAAUUAGCAUAUUGGUCAAGAAUGGUAAAAAAGAUCACCAAUACAAUAUUAUACAGCAAAUGGAAAAGAGGCUAAAUCGUGUACGACAAACCUGCAUGUGCUAACAUAUUACAAUAUCGUUUAUAGAAUUUCGAUAGCCCAAGCUAACUCAUAGGGCAAGUACAACACUCGAAGACUUUGUGCAGCUUCAAUAGCGAUGGAAGUAAAAGCGUUAAUAUUACCAAAGCAGAGCGCAAUCGAUCAAAUGUACAACAAAUUGGGUACGUCCGAGGCUAAAAUCGCUAUCGACGUGAAAAUUCUCAAGGAAUGGAUGCGAAAACAGCCUCACCUUCCGAACCCAGACGACGGCGAAAAGACAGUCGACGAAAAGCGGAUCAAAAUGUUUUUGAUCUUGUGCAAAAACAGUAUGGAGAAAACCAAAGUAAAGUUGGACCAGCAUUACACCGUAAAACGCUCAGCGCCAGAAUACUUCUCCAAGUGGGAUCCGACUUCGCCGGAGUUGAUUCAAUCAAUGAAACUAUCUUUUUUCGUCCCAUUACCAAACCCUACACACGAGGGUCACAGAGUUGUCCUAUAUAGUGCUAGGACUGCAGAAGAUGUCGAUAAAUUUGUAUAUGAUGAUUUCAUUAAAUCAUGCUUUAUAACUUAUGAUCUGAGAAUCGCUCAUUUGGACACCUGUAAAAAAGAUAUCUACAUAUUAGACACGAUCAAUUUGUCAAUGAAUCACAUGACUGUAUUUUUACUAAAUGUGAAGAAAACUAUUGAAUGCAUGUUUGCGGCAUAUCCAACGCGGAUACACGAAAUUCACAUAGUUAACAAAAAAAGCUUUUUACAGCCAUUGUUAAAUAUAGUAAUAAGGCUUUUGAAAAAAAAAAUCUCCAACAGGAUUUUUAAUCACAACUCCAUUGAAGAACUGAAAAAUUACAUCGAUCCUAGUAUUCUCCCACUUAACUACGGAGGAAGUUAUCCAAAGACAUCCGACGAAGUGAUAGAUGAGUGGUAUGUUGAAUUAACGAAGCACCGAGAAUGGCUUAUAGCCCAAGAGUCAAUUGUUGCAGAUAAAAGUAAACGCCCAAAAAACUCCAAUACUAACUUGGAUAGUUUUAAAAACGCAACCGAAGGUUCAUUCAGGAAAUUAGAAGUCGACUAGCAAAGAUACAUUACCGGUUGACAUAAAUUAUCUAUUAUGCAUUAUUUUACAUAUUUUACAUAAUAUUAGUGCAUGUAAAUGCACUAAUAUGCAUAAUAACGCAUGAUGGUUUCUUGUUUUAUUCUGUACUUAAUUUUAAAUUGU
This is a messenger RNA of Adelges cooleyi (spruce gall adelgid), 1579 nucleotides long. RefSeq names its product alpha-tocopherol transfer protein-like. The coding region runs from base 482 to 1435 and encodes 317 amino acids. Gene Ontology annotation, molecular function: phosphatidylinositol bisphosphate binding. Lineage: Eukaryota; Metazoa; Arthropoda; Insecta; Hemiptera; Adelgidae. Gene Ontology annotation, cellular component: membrane. The transcript has 8 exons. The record is from RefSeq and is a predicted model, not a curated record.